AUGGUGCACCCCAAUAAUAUCUCAGGAGAAUUAGUUCCUUUAGACGGUGUUUUCCCAAAUGUUGAAGGGGUAGUCGUAAAGGAGGUAGAUGUCGGUGGUGACUUUAAUAACAAUCAAGAGUUUGAUGAUUGUGAAAGCAUGCUCACAUGGAUUCGCGGGAGUGCAACUAACCUUGGUUUUGAUGUGGUAAUAGGAAUAUCGGAUAAUGGCUCUGAAAGAAGAAAUGCUUUCAUAACAAUGUUGUGCGAAAGAACCAGGAAAUACCAUCCUCCUCUAAGGAAGUUUAAAAGAGACGACAUGGGUAGUAGAAAAUGUGAGUGUCCAUUUAAAAUUCGUUGUUAUAUGUUGGCUAGAAAGAAGUGGAGAUUUAGUGUUAUUUGUGGUUUGCAUAACCAUGAUUCGUGCUCAAAGUUACAAGGACAUCCUAGUGUAUGUCAGCUCAAACCGAAUGAGAAGACAUGUAUUAGUGACAUGUCCUUGAAUCUAGUCCAACCAAAAAAUAUACUUUCCACAUUGAAACGGAAGGAACCCGACAACGUAUCAAAUAUAAGGCAAGUGUAUAACAUCUGGUACCGCAAAAAUAAGGAGAUUAGGGGAGAUAGAAGUGAGAUGCAACAACUGUUGAAAUUGUUGGAUGAUAACAAAUACGUGUCACGGUACAGAACUUGCGACAAUGGAGUUACGAUUCGAGAUAUUUUUUUGGCUUAUCUGGAUUCGAUAAAGUUGUUAAAUAUGUUUUUGACAUUGCUCAUUCUCGAUUCUACCUACAAGACCAACAAGUAUAUAAUUUCGUUAUUUGAGAUGGUCAGUGUUACAUCUACUAAGAAGACAUACGGUGUUGGUUCUGAUUUUUUGGAGUGCGAAAAGAGGAUAAUUUUACAAGCUCAUUAG
Vicia villosa (hairy vetch) is the source of this 891-nucleotide messenger RNA. RefSeq lists its product as uncharacterized. The record is from RefSeq and is a predicted model, not a curated record. The transcript has a single exon. Gene Ontology annotation, molecular function: DNA-binding transcription factor activity, RNA polymerase II-specific. Bases 1 to 891 code for a protein of 296 amino acids. Lineage: Eukaryota; Viridiplantae; Streptophyta; Magnoliopsida; Fabales; Fabaceae.